Molecule: messenger RNA, 761 nt
Organism: Triticum aestivum (bread wheat)
Lineage: Eukaryota; Viridiplantae; Streptophyta; Magnoliopsida; Poales; Poaceae
Product: SKP1-like protein 4
Exons: 1
Coding region: 41-484 (147 amino acids)
Biological process (GO): ubiquitin-dependent protein catabolic process
Source: RefSeq, a predicted model, not a curated record
UCGCAGAACCGAAACCAGAGAGAUCGAAGAUGACGACGAGAUGGUCCGCCUGCGCAGCUCCGACGGCCAGGAGCUCGAGGUGAUGGAGGAGGCGAUCGCCGCCGCGUCUAAGACGAUCAAGGACGCGCUGGAGAAGGGCGGCGCCGCCGGCGACGCCAUCCCGGUCCCCGACGUCACCGGCCGAGUCCUCUCCCGCGUCCUCGAGUACGUCAACAGGCACUUCUCCGACCCGGCCGCCGCCGCCGACCCCUUCGACUACAUCCCCAACUUCGACGACCCGCUCAAGGCGUUCGACGACGCCUUCGUCCAGGUCGACCAGGACACGCUCUUCGACCUCAUCGACGCGGCCGAGUGCCUCGAAAUUGAGGGGCUGAUGGACCUGACGUGCAAGACGGUGGCGGACCAGAUGAGGGGCAAGACCAUAGAGGAGAUCCGCAAGAAGUUCCACGUCGUCAACGACUACACCGCCUGGGCCUUCGAGUAGUAGUUCAAAUCUUGUUCAAAGUUUGUUCAUUAGAUGAUCGACCCACACUAUGUUUUGCCUUGUGUUCUCGCCAUGUUAGUGUAAUCGGGCGGAUUUACUACUAAUUUCGGUACUCAGACUCGUCUUUUGCCCUUAAAUAUGCACACUCUUAUACCCACAAUGACACUUAAUUUUGUAAGUUUUGCUCGGCAAAAAACCCCAUUGUGGCAAAAAGAAAUUACAUCUUAUUGUUGGCUAAUUCAAGGUCACCUUUGAUAUAUUAUUCUUAUGUUUAGAC